CCCAAAGGGAAAAGGUAUAAUAGGGUUUAUGACUAUUCACUGUUAGCGCCUCUCAAGUCUCAUCUGUCUCUCUCUAAGAAUCUCACGCUCAAUUUUUGUUCAAUUUUCGCUCGUCCGUUGCCUUGCUGCUCACAAUCACUCACUUAGGCAAGAUGAAACUCAUACAGCGUGUUUUAUGGGCUGCCAAUGCUUUCAAAUUACGAUCUUCUGAUCAUCAUCAAGCUUUCAAGAACUUUUCAACACUUCCAAAUUUUGGAUCAUUUUGAUGCAGGUAUCCCAAGGAAGACUGAAAGAAAAAUAUACAGUAAUCAGCACUUAAUCUUGGGAAUGAAUCCUUAUUCACCUUAUAAUGUUGGUAGGAGGUGCUUCAUACAAUCAGUAAGCCCAAAGGAAGCUGAGAUGGGAAACAAUUCUAGACCAAUGGACAUUAUUAGAGAACUUACAGAGGACAGUAAAAGGGUUUUCCCGAGUGGUGUUCCACUUGCUAGAUAUCAUAUCGAGCAGGACGCUGAUAUUGUUCAUAUGAAGGUUCUUCGCAACAACGCCUUUGUAACUGUGACAGAUUCGAAAGGGAACAGAAAGUUUGGAGCUACUGCAGGUAAGUUAACAGGGAAAGGAACGAAAAUUGCUCGAUACGCUGCCGAAUCAACUGCAGAACAUGUUGGGCGUGAAGCCAGAGACCGGGGUUUGAAGUCAGUGGUCAUGAAAGUAAAUGGCUUUACUUACUUUAAGAAGAAGAAACAAGCAAUUCUAAGCUUCAGGGAGGGCUACACUCAUUCUCGCGGAGAUAAGAACCCUGUGGUAUAUAUUGAGGACACAACACGACGUCCCCAUAAUGGAUGCCGCCUCCCAAAGAAGCGUCGCAUCUAAUUACUAAUCGGGUGAUUAAUGUGUCCUGUUAAUUGGAAUGCGAUGAGUCAUUGGUCUCGUGUUAAAUCAACACAGGUCCUGCUUGCUAUGUUUUUGGAGGCUUUUUUCAGCUGUCUAGUAAAUCGAGUAAAGUGUAGGCUGCUUCUUCUUCUUAUCAGUUUAGAGAGAACAUCUAAUUACCUAUUGACUGUAUCAGAUAGCAAAUACGGCCUUGUUUUGUACAAGUAUUUUCGUUGACACCUCUGACACAAGUUGUGGAAAUUGACCUGCAUUAUCACUAAUGAUUUCAUGUUGUGUCUAA
Molecule: messenger RNA, 1171 nt
Organism: Capsicum annuum
Lineage: Eukaryota; Viridiplantae; Streptophyta; Magnoliopsida; Solanales; Solanaceae
Product: probable ribosomal protein S11, mitochondrial
Exons: 3
Coding region: 187-870 (227 amino acids)
Biological process (GO): maturation of SSU-rRNA from tricistronic rRNA transcript (SSU-rRNA, 5.8S rRNA, LSU-rRNA); translation; ribosomal small subunit assembly
Cellular component (GO): mitochondrial small ribosomal subunit; ribosome
Molecular function (GO): structural constituent of ribosome; mRNA 5'-UTR binding; small ribosomal subunit rRNA binding
Source: RefSeq, a predicted model, not a curated record